Messenger RNA from Condylostylus longicornis, 2986 nucleotides. Its product is annotated as nose resistant to fluoxetine protein 6-like. The record is from RefSeq and is a predicted model, not a curated record. The coding region runs from base 537 to 2615 and encodes 692 amino acids. Lineage: Eukaryota; Metazoa; Arthropoda; Insecta; Diptera; Dolichopodidae. The transcript has 8 exons.
UAAAAAGAAAAAGAAAAUAAAAAACUUUUCUUAGUAAAUUAGUGUAACACAAGUUCUGAUUGCAUUUAUGCAAUCAGAAACGGUCGAAGGAUCUGAUACUAUAAAAGAUGUAGAUUUUCUACAUGAUCCUAAAAGUGAGACAAAUAAAAAAAUUCAUAAAAUUAUAAAGAAACCCAAUUUGAAAACUAUGGCACAUGUUAAACAAAAAACGCCGAAGGUCGUGUCUAAAAAACUUUAUGAAAAUUUACUAAGCCAAUAUGAUAAAUUAAAAAUUGAGUUUGAUAAACUUAAAGACUCUUUAUGUGGGUCUAACAUUAAUGAUAAAAAUUUGCAUGAGGACAACCUUGUGCAAAAUGAAUCACAUAAUCGAUUUCAACCUUUAAUGGAAAUUGAAGGUGAAAACAGUGAUAUUGGGGAUCCAAAUAUUAUUUUGGAUCAUAAUAAUGACAAGGAUGACUACAUUAAUUAUGUUGAAAUAUUAAAACAAAAAAAUAAAGAAAAAAAAAAACAGUAAAUCAAUUACUAAUAAUGCUAAGAUGAAUACACGUAAUAAUAAUAUAGAAAUAUCUAAUUGCACACAAAAUCACAAUAAUUAUAAUAAAAACGAUAAAACUACAGAUAAUGUUAAUAAAUUAAGCACUAAUAAAAAUACACCACAAACUAAUAAAUCUAAAAUGCCACCUAUCAAUUUGUAUAAUGCAGAAGUAUUAUUUUUGAAAAAAUCGAUUAAAAAUGAUUUAAAAAUUGACAAUUUCCUCGUUAAAGAAUUAAACAAUAACCACGCGGUAAUCUAUACUAAAAACUUAGAUGAUUACAAAAAUAUUUGUGACAUGCUUUCCAAAGCAGAGACAAACUAUUACACAUACACACCUAAAGAAAUAAAAAAAGUAACACUUGUUCUUAAAGGUAUUAGUAACAAUUACAGUUGCGAUGAGAUUCUAAAUUGCUUAAAAGCUAAAGAGAAAAAGAGCAUAACAUUUGAAAAAGUUACCCAAUUAGCAACUAAAAGAUCGAUUGAACAGAAUAUUAAUUUGCCGUACUAUAUUGUUCAAGCAUCGCCUAAUAGUUCAGUAAACGACAUUAAAAAUAUUAAAGAAAUCGAUCAUAGUAUUGUUACAUGGGAGAAUAUCAAGAGAAAACCUAUACAGCAAUGUACUAGAUGCCAAAGGUUUUCGCAUACAGCAGCUAAUUGUCACAUGGACUAUAGAUGUGUUAAAUGCGGAGAAAAUCACAAAAUUGGAGAAUGUAAAAUUAGGAGUGAAGAUGGGAGAGACAAAUUAUAUUGCACUCUAUGUAAGCAACAUGGCCAUCCAGCAUCUUACAAAAAUUGUCCAGAGUAUAAGAGACGAAUGCAGAUCAAAGAAGAAUUGAAAAUUAAAUUAAAACAAAACAUUACUCAGAGACAUAUGAGUUAUAAUAAUUAUAUACAAACAGAUGAGUUUCUGACUGCAUUUUCUUUGAAGAAGAAUAUACUGUGGUUAUUGGACACAACACCUUCUUCUGAUGAUAUAAGUACUGUUCAUGGAAUACGGUUUGUAAAUGCCAUUAUGCUACUUGUUUCACAUAAAUCUAUGGCGGCACUUUUCAAUCCCUUUAUGAAUAGAACAUAUUUAGCUGAAAAUUUAGGAAAAACUUGGACUGUUAUAGGAAGAGCUGCGUCCCUCUACACAGACCCCUUCUUAUUGAUUAGUGGAAUGUUAACAGCUUACUCGAUGUUAGGUAGUCUAGAACGUGGAGGCAAAAUUAAUGUAAAAAAGGAAUGGAUGAGUCGCAUAUUUAGGAUAUUACCACCUGUAGUAGCGUUAAUGUUAUUUUGCACUUUUAUCAUGCCUCAUAUCGGUUCCGGUCCCCAAUGGAAUUUGGUUGUAGGAACACAUGCCAAUUUGUGCAAAGCUUACUGGUGGAGAUUACUUCUAUUUAUUCAAAAUUAUUUUGGCUUCAGGGAGAUGUGCUUGACACAUACUCAUCAUUUAGGAAUAGAUACACAGCUAUUUUUUUUUUCCCCCUUUAUUAUAUUAAGUUUAUAUAAUUGGCCAAGGAAUACAUGUCUCCUUUUAAUUUUUGCUAUCGGUUUGGGUACAGCCAUGCGAUUUUAUACAUCUUGUGCAAACGAAUUAGCAAACUACAUUUAUUUUGGAGCAAGUAUCAAGCAACUUUUUAAAACAGCGGACCUUGUGUACACAUUUCCACCAUACAGAUCUUCUGUGUAUAUUAUGGGAGUAAUGUUGGGUUAUUUAUUGCGGAAACUGAAAUGCAUUCCUUUUUCGCAAACACAACUUAGGAUUGGUUGGAUUUUGGCUUUCUUAUGUUUCAGCUUAACUUUAAUUCUACCUUCUUCAAUGAGCGAAAAAGUAUAUUCGUACAAUGCUUUUCACGCUGCUAUGUAUUCAGCAUUCGCACCUUUAAGCUGGUGCUCGUUUUUUUCCUGGAUUAUAUUUGUUUCACAUAUGGGAUACAAAAAUUUUGUAACGAAAUUUUUGUCUUGGAAGGGUUUUUUAAUUUCCACAAAAUUGUCUUAUUCGUUAUAUUUAACUCAAUUUCCUGUGUUUUUUUAUAACGUUGGCAGAAGGCGUAAUGGAGAUUUUUAUUAUAAUUUUACCACAAUAAUGAUUUGAACGAGUUUUCAUGUAUCCUGAUAUUUUCAACAAUCUUAACCUUACUAUUUGAUGUACCGUUUCAAAACAUAAAGAAAUUGCUGUGGAAAAGAUAACAGACAGUUUAAAAAUAUUAUAAAUAUGUAUUAUUUUAAUUAUAUAUAUUUUCUAUAACACUCUCUGUAUAGCAAGUUUUUCAAAAGAAAUUAUGCAUGUUGUAAAUAAUUUGUGCGUUAACAUAAAAUUAUGCGUAAUAAUUAAACAUAAUUAAUGCGCAAUCAUUUACUUGCUUAGUGUUUGAAUUCACGAAUUUACCUUAUUUAUAAAAUCUUUAUAUUUUAGAUUUAUAAAAUAUUUGGUUUUAUUUAUGUGACUGUAACACGUUAGGUUUA